Molecule: messenger RNA, 585 nt
Organism: Nomascus leucogenys (northern white-cheeked gibbon)
Lineage: Eukaryota; Metazoa; Chordata; Mammalia; Primates; Hylobatidae
Product: tripeptidyl-peptidase 2-like
Exons: 3
Coding region: 1-354 (117 amino acids)
Source: RefSeq, a predicted model, not a curated record
AUGGACAGACACAGAAGACCACUGAGUGAGUUGCUGAAGGCAAAUAAACUAAUCAAGGAGGAACUUCAAAGUCAAGUGGAAUUGCUAAAUUCUUUUGAGAAGAAAUACAGCAAUCCUGGCCCUGUAUAUGACUGCUUGGUAUGGCAUGAUGGCGAAGUCUGGAGAGCCUGCAUUGAUUCUAAUGAAGAUGGGGACUUGAGUAAGUCUACCGUGUUGAGAAACUACAAAGAAGCCCAAGAAUAUGGCUCUUUUGGCACAGCUGAGAUGUUGAAUUACUCCGUUAAUAUAUACGAUGAUGGAAACCUGCUCUCCAUUGUGACCAGCGGAGGUAUCCCAUUUCAGAUUGACCAAUGAGAUAUAGAUUUAUGAGGUGAUAAAGUGGUACAUUGCGAUAGCCCACAGCAACCUUCUAGAGAAUUUUAAGCUAGAGAUCCUAGCUAAAGGACUAGGUCCAGAAUCAUAAAUGUGAUUUGAUUUACCUGCAAGAUGUUGUUUUUUAAGGUCAUAACCAUGUAGGAUCCAGUCCAAGAAUAUAAGCAUGGUCCAACAUCAGAAAAUCCAUCAAUAGGCCAGGUGCAGUGGCUC